AUGAUUAGUGAACAAGAAGUUGAAGAUGAUCAAACCUUCGCUGAUAGUGAUAGCUCCAGUUCAAGCGCGUCAACAGACUCAAAAACGCCAAGAGAAAAGUCAAGUACAGAUGACGAACUGUUAACAUUAUCUGACAAUGAUGGAAACCCGAUGGUAUCAUCGGACUCAAGUACAUCGAGUGACGAGGGUAACGUUCCAACACCAAUGAUGCCAGUCAGAGGUAGGGCAAGGUUACUUGGUGGUAGGGGUACUCGUGGUAGAUCGAUUCCAAGUCGUAGUCGUGGUCGUUUCACUGUAAGAACAAGAGGCUCUCGAAGAGGAUGUAAUUCUGCCCGUGCACAAGCACAUUUUCUAACCAAACCACAGCUAAUCCCACCAACUGAGAAAAAGCAAAGACCUACCAAGCCAUGUAGGGUAUGUACCCAGAAGAAAAUAAGACGUGAAAGUCGUUAUAUUUGUGCUGAAUGUAAAGAGAAACCAGCCUUGUGUAUAGUUCAUCCUACCCAGGCUAAAAAUUAG
Molecule: messenger RNA, 519 nt
Organism: Lottia gigantea (owl limpet)
Lineage: Eukaryota; Metazoa; Mollusca; Gastropoda; Lottiidae
Exons: 3
Coding region: 1-519 (172 amino acids)
Source: RefSeq, a predicted model, not a curated record